Chelmon rostratus (copperband butterflyfish) is the source of this 1114-nucleotide messenger RNA. RefSeq lists its product as uncharacterized. Lineage: Eukaryota; Metazoa; Chordata; Actinopteri; Chaetodontiformes; Chaetodontidae. Gene Ontology annotation, biological process: nucleosome assembly. Gene Ontology annotation, molecular function: structural constituent of chromatin; DNA binding; protein heterodimerization activity. Bases 108 to 752 code for a protein of 214 amino acids. The record is from RefSeq and is a predicted model, not a curated record. The transcript has 3 exons. Gene Ontology annotation, cellular component: nucleosome.
UGGAUGCAGUAAUAGCCUCCCGGUGAUGAAACGCUGAUCAGGAGGCAGAGGAAUAAAAAAAAGAAAAAGAAGAGGGAGAAAAAAGUUGUCAGGUCCGCUGAUUAUAAAUGAUGCGUCUGACCUUCCCAGGCGCAGACCGCGAACGCAGCUGGAUGGAAGGACAGAGAUGUGGAUGGACCUGGAUGAGCAGACGGGUGGAUGGAUGGACAGAUCCCGCCAGGACAGACCGAGCAGCAGCUGUGCCUGAGAUGAAUGAAUCCCUAACACGCAGGAUACACAGACCUCGUGGAAACAUUUCUUUUCUCAUAUACUCAGACAAGUCAAUUCCAUUUCAUGACAAAAUGAGUGGCCGCAGAAAAGGAGGGAAAGGACUCGGGAAAGGAGGCGCCAAGCGCCACCGCAAGGUGCUCCGGGAAAACAUCCAGGGAAUCACUAAACCCGCCAUCCGCCGACUGGGUCACCGUGGUGGUGUGAAACGUAUCUCCGGUCUGAAUUACAAGGAGACCCGUGGAGUGUUCUUGGAAAACAUGAUCCGGGAUGCCGUCACUUACACCGAGCACGCCAAGAGGGCCGCCAUGGACGUGGUGUACACCUUGAAGAGGCAGGGCCGCACCCUGUACGGCUUCGGCGGUUACAUCAACGACUGCUGGAUACACGACAACACAACGGCUCUUUUAAGAGCCACACAAUUUUGUCUGCAGAGCGUAUUUUUCUCACGUCUGUUUUAUACUUCUGUCUACAUCGUCUGUUAAGAAGGCAGGAAUAAGUUUAACCACUUAGACAGGGUCAAAUAUGACGUUUUGACGUUUGACUACAGUUAAAACACAUUAAUAAUAAGAUAUUGGACUUUUGCAUGGGUGCCACGAAUACUGUUUAAAUAUUGUUCUGCGUCAAAUCUGACCCAUUCACAAUGAAAUGGAUUUCAGAUCCGGCGUUGAGAAAAAUCCCACCGCAUUUGCACACCACUGCUUUGAAUACAAAGACUAGUUUGCAACAGGCAAAUACAUUUGGUCGGUGAAAUGUUUAAUGUUGACUCAAUAGUUACUAAUUUUUUAAUAUAUGAUUAAAUGUUAUAGUCCACAUGUUUGAUGUUUUCAUGAAUGGUUAUAUAAUA